AUGGCCCAGGUUGGCAUCGGAUCUCAGGCGUCUCGCCUCGCCAAGGACUUAACAUUGACCGGCCAGUCUGCCACCACAAUCCCCAAGCUGGUCUACGGCACCGCUUGGAAGAAGGAAAGAACAGCAGAUCUCGUGUAUGGCGCUCUGAAAGCUGGCUUCCGCGGUAUAGACACGGCUGCACAGCCCAAGCAUUACGAUGAACUGGGUGUAGCUACAGGUGUGAAGCGCGCCAUCGCUGACGGAAUCAUCAAGCGCCGCGAUCUCUUUAUUCAAACCAAGUUCACUGCCCCCGGAGGUCAAAACCACAUCACUCCAUAUGACCUGCAGGCUCCUCUAGAAGACAAGGUUCACCAGUCGAUCCGCUCAUCGCUCAAAAAUUUCGCCAUCGAAGGCCAAGAUUCAUACCUCGAUAGUGUGGUUCUUCACUCCCCAAUGGACACGAUUCAGGAUACAAUGACAGUUUGGAAAGCCCUCGAGUCCUAUCACCCGCACACCAUCCGCAACAUUGGCAUAUCCAACACCACCCUCUCGGUACUCGAGGCUCUUUACACCAACAUGACUAUUAAGCCAUCAGUAGUGCAAAACCGUUUUCAUGACGGAACAGCGUACGAGAUAAAGCUGCGUGCCUAUUGUAGGGACAAGAACAUCGUCUUUCAGUCGUUUUGGACCUUAAGUGCCAACCCAGCCCUUGUGAAGAGCGAGCCUGUGAAGCGAGUUGCGCAAGAGGCUGGUGUUGGAAUUGCAGCAGCCUAUUAUGCAUUAGUUAUCGGACUGGAGGGUCUUGUGAUUCUAGAUGGAACGACAAAAGAAACGCAUAUGCGCGAAGACCUGGAAGGCUUGGAGAAGGUUGGUGCAUGGUCUGAAGGCGCUGGCGCAUCCCCCUGGGCGUCUUCACUAGAUGCUUUUAAAAGGUUGAUUCGUGAGGAAUAA
Messenger RNA from Pochonia chlamydosporia 170, 930 nucleotides. Its product is annotated as aldo-keto reductase (AKR). The transcript has 2 exons. The record is from RefSeq and is a predicted model, not a curated record. Gene Ontology annotation, cellular component: cytosol. NCBI's taxonomy places the organism in Eukaryota, Fungi, Ascomycota, Sordariomycetes, Hypocreales, Clavicipitaceae. Bases 1 to 930 code for a protein of 309 amino acids. Gene Ontology annotation, molecular function: aldose reductase (NADPH) activity.